Messenger RNA from Paramormyrops kingsleyae, 2249 nucleotides. The record is from RefSeq and is a predicted model, not a curated record. NCBI's taxonomy places the organism in Eukaryota, Metazoa, Chordata, Actinopteri, Osteoglossiformes, Mormyridae.
GAGCGGAAGAUGGACUGCGGGGGGAGGCAGAGGAAAUGCUCGCCGAUAACUUCAGCACCUGGACAGCGACCCGCAGGAGGCUCGUCUGUCCUGCGGUGACUUUUCAGCUGCGUGAGGAGGAGCGAUGCGGAUGAGCAGCGCGCACUGAGGCCCGUCUGCUAGACCGCGGCUGCUGUCGUCUUGCGGGGCGCUAUAUUAGUAGCGGUUCGCACCGCGUACUGCUGCAAGAGAGCCUUCGGAUCAGGGCGCAGAGGCAGCAUCCCCUUCGCUCGCUGCCUGCGGGACUGAUCGGGACUGUAUUUUUGCUAAGUGGGGGGGCACUUUGGGGGGAGACGGAGCGGGGGACUCGCGUAUUUCUUUGUUCCGAAGUGAAAGUGCGAAGAUGCCGUGUCUGGGAUGGAGGAUUGCGCUAUUGCUGUGGACGCUGAGCCGCAUCCGCAGCUCCGGCGCGGCGCUUCCAGCAUCCCUGAAAUGUGAUGAGGUCCUGGCCACGCCCCUCGCUCACCACGCAUUCUCCGCCUCGUCGGUCUUCGCCAGCGGCUACGCUGCAGGCUACGCCAAGCUCAACCGGAGAGGAGGGGCGGGAGGCUGGUCCCCACUGGAUAAUGACCAUUACCAGUGGCUGCAAGUGGACCUGGGUGGUAGGAAGCAGAUCACCGCCAUAGCAACACAAGGCAGGUACAGCAGCUCUGAUUGGACGACGCAAUACAGACUGCUCUACAGCGACACAGGAAGGAACUGGAAGCCAUAUCAGCAGGACGGUAACAUCUGGGCGUUCCUGGGCAACUCCAACACCGAGAGCGUGGUGCGGCACGAGCUGCAGCAUGCCAUCGUGGCGCGUUUCCUGCGCUUCAUCCCGCUCAAGUGGAGCGCUGAGGGCCGUAUCGGACUGCGCAUCGACGUCUACGGCUGCGCCUACUGCAGCAACCAGUACGGCUCCAUCCUCGGUCACACGUCGGUGACGAGCGGCAGCCUCCUGGACGACAACCACUGGCACACGGCGGUCAUCGAGCGCUACCGGCGUAACGUCAACUUCACGCUGGACCGGCACACGCAGCACUUCCGCACCAACGGCGAGUUCGACCACCUCGACCUGGACUACGAGCUUACCUUUGGUGGAAUGCCGUUCUCCGGAAAGCCCAGCUCAGGGAGCAGGAAGAACUUCAUCGGCUGUAUGGAGAGCAUCAACUACAACGGCGACAACAUCACGGACCUCGCCAGGAGGAAGAAGCUGGACACGUCCAGUUUUCGGAACCUCACCUUCUCCUGCGCCGAGUCCCACACCUUCCCCGUCUUCUUCAACGCCACCAGCUUCCUGCGUCUCCCCGGCCGCUUCGGCCGCGACACCGCCUCCGUCAGCUUCCACUUCCGCACCUGGAACCCCAGCGGGCUCCUGCUGUACAGCGCCAUGGCCGACGGCACCGUGGAGGUGGGCCUGACCGAGGGCAAGGUCGCCGUCCACAUCAACGUCACGCAGAAGAAGAACACGCGCAUCGAGAUCUCCUCAGGUUCCGGGCUUAACGAUGGCCAGUGGCAUGAAGUCCGCUUCCUGGCCAAGGAGAACUUCGCGCUGCUGACCAUCGACGGGGACGAAGCCUCGGCCGUGAGGACCAACACACCCAUCCAGAUCAAGACGGGGAGCACAUACUACUUUGGAGGAUACUUCUUGCGCAGCAGCUCAUCACCCAUGCAGCGCUCCUUCCAGGGCUGCAUGCAGCUGAUCCACGUGGACGACCAGCUGGCCGACCUGCACGGAGUGGAGCAAGGCAGGCUGGGGGCUUUUGAGAAUGUCAGCCUGGACAUGUGCGCCAUCAUAGACCGGUGCGUGCCCAACCACUGCGAGCACGGCGGCAGGUGCAGUCAGAGCUGGGACAGCUUCAGCUGCAGCUGCGAGGGCACCGGAUACGCCGGCGCCACCUGCCACACCUCCAUAUACGAACAGUCCUGUGAAGCAUAUAAGCACCUGGGUAGAACCUCUGAUGCCUACUGGAUUGACCCAGAUGGGAGUGGCCCGCUUGGACCUUUUAAGGUGCAGUGCAACAUGACAGAGGACAAGGUGUGGAGCAUCGUGGCCAACAACCUGGCGGCCCAGUCCCCGGUGAGCAGCCCUGGGCGGGACAAGCGCGUGGUGCUGCAGCUUAACUACAGCGCGUCGGCAGAGCAGGUGGCGGCCGUGACGGGCAGCGCCGAGCACUGCGAGCAGCACGUGGCCUACGCCUGCCGCUCCUCCCGGCUGCUGAACACGCCCG